ACAUCCCACCCAAGGGCUUAAAACCUGCUCCCUCAUCACACUGGAGCCUGUUGCCUCUUCCAGAGAGUCACGAGAACAACCAGCAAGAUGCCUGCCGACUACAGCGGGACAUGGGACCUCGUCAGUAACGUUAACUUUGAGGGAUACAUGGUCUCACUUGGCAUUGAUUUUGCAACACGCAAAAUUGCCUCGAUGUUGAAGCCCCAGAAGGUGAUUAAGCAAGAUGGAGAUUGUUUCAUAAUCAGGACGUUCACUUCUUUUAGAAAUUAUGAGUCCUCGUUCAAAGUUGGAGAGGAGUUCCAAGAGGUGACGACGGGAAUGGACAACCGGACGUGUCAGACUGUGGUGACCUGGGACAAUGAAAAGCUGGUGUGUGUUCAGAAAGGAAAAAAGAAGAACCGAGGGUGGAAACACUGGAUUGAGGGGGACGAGCUUCACUUGGAAAUGACCUGCGAGGACCAAGUCUGCAAGCAAAUUUAUAAAAGGGCUCCGUGAUUUAGUGUACUUAUGAUUGGUGAAACCAUUUCAUGCUAUAGAGAAUUGAAUUCACAUUAAAUGGGCUAAUCCACAUCAUUUAGUUAUUCUGUCUGUUGUGGAAGAAGUAUCUGAAACUCUUAUUUUAGAAAAACUACCAAUGGAACAGUGUAAAGUACUGCAUUGAAAUACUACUUAAGUAAAAUGACAAAAGUAUUGAUGUACUUAAUGUUAUUGAAGUAAAAUUCUGCAUAAUAAAAUACCCCUAUGUGAUUUUU
Molecule: messenger RNA, 752 nt
Organism: Pleuronectes platessa (European plaice)
Lineage: Eukaryota; Metazoa; Chordata; Actinopteri; Pleuronectiformes; Pleuronectidae
Gene: rbp7b
Product: retinol binding protein 7b, cellular
Exons: 4
Coding region: 88-495 (135 amino acids)
Biological process (GO): fatty acid transport
Cellular component (GO): nucleus; cytosol
Molecular function (GO): fatty acid binding
Source: RefSeq, a predicted model, not a curated record